Messenger RNA from Phoenix dactylifera (date palm), 1713 nucleotides. The record is from RefSeq and is a predicted model, not a curated record. NCBI's taxonomy places the organism in Eukaryota, Viridiplantae, Streptophyta, Magnoliopsida, Arecales, Arecaceae.
UAAUUUAUGUGCGCCCCGUGAACUCCACCCGCGCCCUGCCCGAAGAAAGCUGAGACGGAGAGAGAUGGCCGCAUUUGUCUGGGUCGCGCUAUUCUUGGCCUUGGCUUCCCCACUGGAGGCUGGUCGGAACUUCGGAGUGGAGUCCCGGCCGGAGUCCGACCGGGUGACGGGUCUCCCCGGGCAGCCGCCGGUCGAAUUCCGGCACUACGCCGGCUACGUGAUGGUGGGGAGAGGGGUGGGGAAGGCCCUUUUCUACUGGUUCUUCGAGGCUCAGGGAAGAGCCGAGAAGAAGCCUCUCGUUCUCUGGCUCAAUGGAGGACCGGGCUGCUCGUCCGUGGCAUAUGGGGCUGCCCAAGAGCUGGGCCCAUUCUUGGUGCGAAGCAACGCUGCCAACCUCACAUUCAAUGCCUACUCCUGGAACAAGGUUGCUAACCUUCUGUUCCUCGAGGCCCCGGUUGGAGUGGGCUUUUCCUACACUAAUCGCUCAUCGGACCUGGAGGAGCUCGGCGAUCGGAUAACUGCCAAGGACUCGUACUCUUUUCUCCUGAACUGGUUCCAAAAGUUCCCAGAUUUGAAGUCGCACGACUUCUAUAUCGCCGGAGAGAGCUAUGCUGGGCACUACGUUCCCCAGCUUGCAGAGCUCAUAUAUGAAGGAAACGAAGGAGCAAGCAAAGAGUCCUAUAUAAAUUUCAAGGGUCUAAUGAUAGGGAAUGCAGUGCUGAAUGAUGCGACCGACCAGCUUGGGAUGGUAGAGUAUGCAUGGAGCCAUGCUAUUAUAUCAGACGAGCUGUAUGCUGCUGUCCUAAAGGAGUGCAACUCCUUCAAGGAGGAGUUGGGGGACGGGCGGCGUAGCAAUGCCUGCACCCCGGCCGUCAAGGCAUUCCUCCGAUCCUAUGCCGACAUCGAUAUAUACAGCAUCUAUACCCCGGUCUGCCUAUCCUCCCUCUCCAAAUCCUCUCGCCUGACCAAACUUGUCGCCGCUCCUCGUCUCUUCUCGGAGCUCCAGGAGGCUUGGCAUGGGAUGAGGAGUAUGCCGGCGGGGUAUGAUCCAUGCACUGAGGACUACGUAGAGAAAUAUUUUAACCGAGAGGACGUCCAGAAAGCGCUGCACGCCAAUCUCACCCACCUCUCUUACCCAUACUCUCCCUGCAGCGAAGUCAUACAGAAGUGGAGCGACUCCCCAUCCACUGUGCUCCCCAUCCUCAAGAAGUUCAUGAAUGCGGGCCUCCGAGUCUGGGUCUACAGCGGGGACACGGACGGGAGGGUCCCGGUGACGUCGACGAGGCACAGCAUCAACGCGAUGGGACUCCAUCCGAAGGAAGAGAAGGGGAAGAGGUGGGGAGGGUGGCGGGCGUGGUACCACAAGGAGCAGGUGGCUGGAUGGGCGGUGGAGUACGAGGAGGGGCUGACGCUCGCCACCGUGAGGGGGGCGGGGCACCAGGUCCCCCUCUUCGCCCCUGACCGUUCCCUCUCCCUCCUCUCCCAUUUCCUCCGGGGCCGACGCCUGCCUUCCUCUCGGUUUCCCAAGCCCUAAUUGGCAGGACCCGGCAGUACCGUGUUCUAGUCUGUAUCCCCGAGAGUGCUAAGUACUUAUUAUUUCACAAAUGAUAACUAUUCUUUCAACAUAGAAGGGAACGAGAGUGCAAGGAAACUCUUUAUUUUUUUUUAAUGUUAAAUUAGCGAUAUUGUGCUUGCAAGAGCAUAUGCCAAUUA